Penaeus indicus is the source of this 3959-nucleotide messenger RNA. RefSeq names its product protein GPR107-like. Bases 43 to 1782 code for a protein of 579 amino acids. Gene Ontology annotation, cellular component: Golgi apparatus; membrane. The transcript is spliced from 14 exons. Gene Ontology annotation, biological process: transport. The record is from RefSeq and is a predicted model, not a curated record. Lineage: Eukaryota; Metazoa; Arthropoda; Malacostraca; Decapoda; Penaeidae.
CGCAGGACUGUCAUGGCUGAAGAGUUUUGAGAUCCGAGCAAGAUGGUCCGCUGUAAAAUCAAGUUAUUCCCGCUCGUUUUCGCUUUAAUCCUCAUAUCCGGCCGUGUUAUCGACGCCCGGAAGCACAAGCUCGAUCUGAAGAAUGACAGUCGCAGAUACUUCCCCAUCAGCACCUUCGGCUUCUACCGCAACGGCUACCUGGACGUGAAGGUGGACAAGUUUAAGAUCACGCCCGAGAAUGCGGACAAAAAGUUCGGCUUCAGCCUGGAGAAGACGGCCAACCCCUACACGGACAACCACCCAGAGCAGUGCCAGCUGAACAACUUCAAGGACAACGACUCCGCAGUCCAGCAUGUGUUCUUCAUCUUCGAUCUGGCCAACAAGCAGGUCUACUUGAACUGCAGUUCUGACAUGACGCUGCUUCAUGUCUUAAAAGGCAAGGACGUCCUCCAGAACUCGGAAACGCUUCAACUCCUGCGUUUGACGGACACCAAUCUCUUUGCUUCCCAUAAACAGAAGCGAGCAACAUGGGCAAGGAGCAAGAGAGACACAGAGGGCGAGGUGAAGACAGUUCCGGUCAAGGACGGAACCAGCACCAUGAGACCGGGAAAUCGCGAGGUGCUCAAGCAGGAGUGCAAUGACGUGAAAAUCAACAUGACUUACGAAAACGGCUUUUACAGCUUCAAGUUUCUGGUGUACGUGGCCCUGGAGAAGGAGGAGGGGCUGUACAACCUCAAUUUCCACAACUGCAUGAACUACCCCCCUGGUGCUGGAUACUCCAAGAUCGACAUGGCUUUGCAGAUCGAGGAAGUGAAUCCCGACGACAACUACCUGUCCGCUGGCGAGAUGCCGCUGCCUGCACUCUACUUCAUGAUGGCCCUCCUCUUCUUCCUCUCCGCUUGCUUCUGGUUCUUCCUCCUCAAGAAGAGCAAGGAUCCCGUCUUCAAGAUCCACUACCUGAUGGGCGUCCUGGUCAUCAUCAAGUCGUUCAGCCUGCUCUUCCAUGGCGUCAACUACCACUUCAUCCAGACGAGGGGCGUCCACAUGGAGGCCUGGGCUGUCAUGUUCUACAUCAUGCACUUGCUGAAGGGUGCUCUGCUGUUCACCGUUCUGGCUCUCAUUGGUUCCGGCUGGGCCUUCAUCAAGCACGUUCUUUCCAGCAAAGAGAGGAAAAUCUUCAUGAUCAUCAUCCCCCUGCAGAUCAUUGCCAACGUUGCCACCAUCAUCGUUGAGGAGACGGAGGAGGCCAGCCAGGAGCACGCUACGUGGGUGGAGCUGCUGUUCGUCUUGGACUUCCUUUGCUGUGGAGCCAUCUUGCUGCCUGUAGUCUGGUCCAUCCGUCACUUGCAGGAGGCCUCACAGAGCGACGGAAAGGCUGCCAUCAACCUCAAGAAGCUGAAACUCUUCCGUCACUUCUACAUUAUGAUCGUCUGCUACAUCUACUUCACAAGGAUAAUUGUCUAUUUGCUGAGGAUGACAGUGCCCUUCCAGUACGAGUGGCUGGACGACAUGUUCCGCGAGAUGGCAACUUACGUGUUCUUUGUGAUGACGGGCUACAAAUUCCGUCCAGCCGUCAACAACCCUUACUUCAGGGUGACCACCGACGACGAGGAUAUGGACGAAGUGCUGACAACAACAGGCCUGACAGAAGGUGUGACCCGCGUCAACCAGCACAACAAGGAUACGUCCAAGAGCAAGGACCACCUGGAGGUUGAGGUGUACGAGGACGACGAGGAAGUGAAUCUUCUCAACACACAGGAGUCGUCCCAUGCCUUUGACUAGCGCCCCGUCAGAGCAGGGGUCUUGGGGCUCCCAGGCUCUGGAAUUUAGAUCUCCGAGGUCCUCUUUCGCUUGUCUCGAGCACGCUGAUACCCAAGGGGGAGAACUGACUUUGUCGGCCGUGCAAUUUUAGAUAUCUCUCAAAGGAUAUUUUUAUGUAAUAUCUACUCACAUCUGUAUACAUGUAUUUGUGUGUAUGUGCAUAUGGGUAUGCAUUGGGUCAAGUAGCUGUGUAUGUAUUUGUGUAUUUAUGAUAUAUGCAUGUAUAUGCAGUGCUAGCAUUCAGUACAUGUAUACAUUUAUUUCUGUGUCUCAGGGGUAGAUUUGCACUUGGUGGCUUUUGGAGAAUAUGCAGUGGCAAAAUCUUCUUUAUUUCCUGUUUCCUUGGAAUAACAAAUUUUGAGAUAGGAAAGUGAACAGUAAGAGAUGGACGUAAUUUGAAUAUGUAAGACUGUAUAUCAAGAUUUGAACUUGCAAUAUGCAUUCUCAUGAUUUUUAUCAUAAUAUGUAUAUAUCUAUUGCUUAUGAAUACAUUUCACAGUAAGAGAACAUUCUUAUUCUUUAAUGCAAAUUGAAGGAUUGAUUAAUAAAGCAGAUUUCUGGUAAACAAAAUGCGUUAAUUGGUACAGUAAUUCAACUACUAUCCACAAGACAGAGCCUAUCUGUAUCGCCCUUUUUAUUCCUGUGAAGCCUCUCCGUGCGCAGAAUGGUUGGAAUUCUCUCCUGAAGUUAAAGUUCUUCCCUCCGUCUUUCCGUUUGUGUCUUGCGUGCUGCAUGGCCCAAGGAGGGUAAUGCUCGGACCAUCUUAUGCAGAUUCGUAAAGGACAGACAAGUGAGAGCAAGUCACCAAGUGUGCUUCCCUGGACAUUAUUAUUAUUAUUUUUAUUAUUAUUAUUUUUAUUAUUUUUCUUAAUAAUUACUUUCUUGUAUCUAUCCAAAGUAAGAAGUUCCUUGUCAUCUGUUGGAAUUUUCCAAAAGCAGUGCUUGAGAAAUGACAGUGUUAUGCCUUUCAUGCAAGGAAUUAUUGAUUUGAGAAUUUUUUAUUUAUUUAUUUAUUUAUUUUUUUUAGUCCUUACACUGUCAGAACGAGAAGAGAAAUAACCUCCAGAAAGUCAUAACUGAUGUGCAGAUUCUUUUAAAUUUGUAUUCCUGUCACAGCCAUGAGAAUGUAUGAUAAUUUUGAGUAUAAAAGAAAUUGCUGUCAGUUGCCUCGUAUUCUUUAGUGAGUUGGUUAUUUUUAUUCCUGUGUCGAUGAUUUAGGACAGUAUACCCUGUGUUUGCUCGGAGUAUAUAUGUAAGUUUGCAAGCCCGUGUUGAUUAUUGCGAAUGCGAGACAUAUUGGAGAACCUUGCAGAACAAUUAUUUUGCUAUAAGAUAAUAUGUACCAGGGAGAUCUUUAGGAUUCUCUAUAUUUCCAUGAUGAAAAAUGAUAAUAAUAAGACUACAGUAAAAGGAUCUUAAUGAUAUUAACCAAUGUUUUAACAAAGGUUUUAAAUAGUCUGUGCAGGGUUAUUCACUUCGAUGGAGCCUUCCUGAAGGAGCGGAAAGUUGUGUAAUAAAAGAAGUGAUUAAAGGACAGAAUUCUGUAACCACCAAAGGACUAAUACAGAGAGAGAGAUUUAUUGGGAUUGUGCAACAAACCUCAUCCAUUUUACAGUGUGGCAUAGGUUCAAGUUACUGCAAAUUUCCGAAUUACUUUGUGUUGAUAUUCAAGCAAUAAAAUUAUGGCUUUUUUUGAAAAUUUAGAACUGAAUACUAGACAGUAAGUGAGAUUAACCACUAAAAUUAUAGAUGUAAGUGAAGCAUAGAAUCCAUCCUUUUAGUGGAACUAUUUAUAUCCUUUCAUUGGUCUUUCAUCAUUGAUAUUUUUGUUAUUAAUCUUUUCUCCCCUUAUACCUAGAAAUCAGACAAAAGUGAGAAUGAAUUAAUUUACUUUCCCUUCUUUUCUUUUCUUUUCUUUUCUUUUUUUGCCUUUCUCUUUUCUCUUUUUCUUUUAUUUAGUUUCUUUUCACCUUAAUUUUGUUGUGUACUCUAAUCACUAUUAGCUUUAAUGAAUGCAGAGGAUGGAGGUUGAAUAGUUCUUAGUGACUCUGCUGUGUGGUGUUUUAAAAGACUCUUGUUUACUGUAUUUAUGUAUAUUUUGGGAUUUUGUUUGUAUAAUUACAGGAUAAUGAACACUC